Ilex paraguariensis (yerba mate) is the source of this 906-nucleotide messenger RNA. Lineage: Eukaryota; Viridiplantae; Streptophyta; Magnoliopsida; Aquifoliales; Aquifoliaceae. The record is from the annotation of a GenBank genome assembly.
CUGAAUUCGAUUCAAGCAACCAUGGAACUCACCUGGCUAUACGCAUCCCUCUCUCUCCUCCUCCUCCUCCUCUUUCUAAAUUUCAAGUUCUUGUCGGAAAAACGCCGGAACCUCCCACCGAGGCCGGUACCGGCGCUUCCAGUUAUAGGUCAUCUCCACCUCCUGAAACAACCUCUUCAUAGAACCCUCCACAAGUUCUCAGAGAAAGCUGGCUCAAUCUUCUCCCUCCGAUUUGGUUCCCGCCUGGUGGUCGUUGUGUCUUCAUCGUCGGUGGCGGAGGAGUGCUUUACCAAGAACGAUGUCGUUUUCGCCAACCGCCCUCGUUUCACUAUCGGCAAGUACAUAGGCUACAACUACACCUCCAUGGCUGGAUCCUCCUACGGCGAUCACUGGCGCAAUCUCCGUCGACUAGGUGCACUCGAAAUUUUCUCCGCCAGUCGUCUCAACAUGUUCUUAUCAAUUCGACAAGACGAAAUCAAGCGAUUACUGUGCUAUCUUCGUCAAAAUUCAGUCAAUGGGGGUUUCGCGAAGGUUGAUUUGAGGUCAAAAUUAUCGGAGCUGUCAUUCAAUAUGGUUAUGAGGAUGAUUUCAGGAAAGCGAUACUUUGGAGAAGACGAGGGCAAUGAGGAGGCGAAGCAUUUUCGGGGCCUCAUAAAGGAGGCAGUCCGAUACGGCGGUGCGUCGAAUCCGGGAGAUUUCUUGCCGGUUUUACGGUGGAUUGAUUACAAGGGUUUAGAGAAGAAUUUAGCGAAGCUUAGUGAGAAGAUGGACGUGUUUUUACAGGGUCUAAUUGAUGAGAACAGGCGUGAUAUUAAUAGUAGAAACACCAUGAUCAGUCAUUUGCUUUCUCUGCAACAAUCACAACCAGAGUACUACACCGAUCAAAUCAUCAAAGGGCUUAUGAUG